Hymenoscyphus albidus is the source of this 1318-nucleotide messenger RNA. Lineage: Eukaryota; Fungi; Ascomycota; Leotiomycetes; Helotiales; Helotiaceae. The record is from the annotation of a GenBank genome assembly.
CGUACAAUCACCUCAUCCUAUUAAGUUAUUCGGGACGUCAAUCACUCCGAGUGGGAUACUAUACUGAAGCUUCCAGAUAUAAAUAUAACUUCAUCUAUCUACACCCGUUUCCCUAACUUCUAAUAUCAUCCAGACUUUCACUCCCUAACUACCUAACAAGCAAAAUCACGUGCUCAACUCCACACUUCAAGAACCUCCAGGGCUGGAAUAGGAGCUACCCCGCAUUUCCCCAUGUUAAGCUGCACCCCAAACAAAAGCAUGAAUACCCAUCAUGGCACAACCAAAGAUUAUUUUGUACACGAGUCAUCAAUGUCCAUGGGCACAUCGUGCUCACAUUGCUCUCCGUGAGCUGGGUGUCCCGUAUGAGGAGGUCCUCAUUGACUUGAGUAAACCGCGGACGCCAGAAUGUAAGUCUAAGUUCAUACUUAUCCCUAUCCCUGCCCAUCAUUAUCAUUGGAAAGAACUUGAAACCUUUAUCAGAGCCCAAUUCUUUUGAUAUUUCAGUACUCCCACGAGAAGCUUCAUUUCAAUUCUCGAGCUCAAGAUCCCAAAACCCCUCAACCCCCCCCCCUCCCUCCCCAAAAAAGAACAACAAAAGAAACUAACACCCACCCCCAGACCUAGCAAUAAACUCCCGCGGCCUCGUCCCCUCCAUCUCCUACAACGGACACAUCAUCACCGAAUCCGCCAUCGUCUCUCAAUUCCUCGUCGACGCACACCCCAGCCACCUUCUCAAGAGCAGCGGCGAAGAAGGCGGCGCCCUACAACGCGCACGCAUCAACUUCUUCGUCGACACCUGGUUCACGAAGAUCAGUCCGACGUACUUCCCCGUUCUCAAAGCGAAAGGGGAGGAGAAGGAGGAGGCGGCCGCGAAGGUCGUUGAUGCGGUGGUGAAGGAGAUUGAGCCGUUGCUGGCGGAUGCGGGACCGUUUUUUGGGGGAAGUGGGAGGUUGACUUUUGCUGAGGUGUGUAGAUCUUUAUAUCUAUUUUUUCCUUUCCCUUUCCUUUCCCUUUUUUUUCGUUACGGUACACAUAUCUUGCACAGAACAAGAAACUAAUCCCACCGGAUACGAAUAGGUCCUAACCGGCUCAUUCAUCAUCCGCCUCCUCGGAUUCUCAAAGUACCCCGAGCUCGUCCCCGCCUCUCUUCCGGCGGGUCUCGAGGCCAAGGCUCCCAACUUCUGGAAGUGGGCAAGUGCGGUGGUGAAGGAGGAGAGUGUGACGUAUAUCUGGGAUGAGAAGGCCUAUGCAGAGGCCACGAUCAAAAGGCUUGCGACGCUUUGAGAGGCUGGAUUAUCUUGAGCCGAUCGCUUAGGGG